Cuscuta campestris is the source of this 2517-nucleotide messenger RNA. The record is from the annotation of a GenBank genome assembly. NCBI's taxonomy places the organism in Eukaryota, Viridiplantae, Streptophyta, Magnoliopsida, Solanales, Convolvulaceae.
GUCACCAUAAACGGAGGCGUUUUCUUGCCCAAUUAUAUAAAAACACCGUACCCUCCCCCUUAUCUUCUCCGCACCUUCUCUCUCUCUCUCUGUCCAGUAAAUCUAAGCUUCUUAAUGUCCCCUCAGAUCUGAAUCCCUUUUCUCUUCCCCGUGGAAAACAGAGUGAAUUAUUAUUAUUUAUUUAAAAGAGAAAAAAGGACGAGCAAGGACCAAGAAGAAUGGCGUACUCGUUUCCGGAGGAAGUGUUGGAGCACGUGUUCUUCUUCCUGAGCUCCGACAAGGACCGGAACUCCGUUUCCCUGGUCUGCAAGUCCUGGUACGAGAUCGAGAGGUGGUGCCGGAGGAGGAUCUUCGUCGGCAACUGCUACGCCGUCAGCCCCGCCAUCGUGAUUCGCCGCUUCCCGGAGGUCCGAUCGGUGGAGCUCAAGGGCAAGCCCCACUUCGCCGACUUCAAUCUGGUCCCCGACGGCUGGGGCGGAUCUGUCUUCCCCUGGGUCGCCGCCAUGUCCCGGGCUUACCCCUGGAUCGAGGAGAUUCGCCUCAAGCGCAUGGUCGUCACCGACGAUUCCCUGCAAUUGAUUUCCAGGUCCUUCAAGAACUUCAAAAUCCUCGUCUUGGCCAUUUGUGAGGGAUUCACUGCUGAUGGCCUCUCUGCCAUUGCAGCUAAUUGCAGGAAUCUGAAAGAACUAAGCCUGCGAGAGUGCGAAAUAGAUGACCUGAGUGGGCAAUGGCUUAACCAGUUUCCAGACAACUCAACCUCACUGGUGUCUCUUGACAUAACUUGCCUGGGCUGUGAGGUGAGCCUCUCUGCUUUGGAGCGUCUGGUUUCUCGUUGCCCCAACCUGAGAACUCUUCGCCUCAACCGUAAUUUCCCCCUAGAGAAUCUUCCAAGCCUCCUUCGCCGUGCUCCCCAGUUGGUUGAGCUGGGGACAGGUGCCUUCUCUGGGGAGGUCCAUUUGGAGGCCUUUUCCAAUCUGGCAAAUGCCUUCUCUGGCUGCAAGCAACUUAAGGGCAUCUCUGGGUUCUGGGAUGUGUCCCCCGCUUUCCUUCCAACCAUUUAUUCGGCCUGCCAUGGAAUUACCUCUUUGAAUUUGAGCUAUGCCACAGUCCAGAGCCCGGACCUUGUAAAGUUUGUAAGCCAGUGUCACAACUUGCAGAAGCUAUGGGUUCUGGAUUUCAUUGAAGAUCAUGGCUUACAAACUGUUGCUGCAUCAUGUAAGAAUCUUCAAGAGCUUAGGGUCUUCCCUUCCGACCCUUUCGUAGUGGAACCAGACGUGAUCCUGACAGAGGAGGGCCUCGUGGCCAUCUCGGCGGGCUGCCCCAAGCUGCAGUCAGUGCUAUACUUCUGCAGGCAAAUGACAAACAACGCACUCGCCACCAUUGCCCGGAACCGCCCGAACCUGGUCCGGUUCCGGCUCUGCAUCAUCGAACCGCGAGCCCCCGAUUACCUCACCCUAGAACCGCUGGACUCCGGUUUUGGAGCCAUCGUGGAACACUGCAAAGAGCUGAGGAGGCUUUCCCUGUCUGGGCUGCUCACUAACCGUGUGUUCAAGGCCAUCGGGACCCACGCGAAGAAACUAGAGAUGCUCUCUAUAGCUUUUGCGGGCGAAAACGACCUUGGCCUCCACUAUGUGUUGUCUGGGUGUGACAGCCUGCGGAAGCUGGAGAUUAGGGACUGUCCCUUUGGAGAUAAGGCACUCCUGGCCAAUGCUGCGAAGCUGGAGACAAUGCGAUCCCUUUGGAUGUCCUCUUGCCCGGUAACUUUCGGAGCAUGUAAGCUUUUAGGAAAAAAGAUGCCCCGGCUUAACGUCGAGGUCAUAGACGAGAGAGGCGUGCUGAACCAUAAAAGAACCGAGGACGAACCGGUUGAGAAACUAUACAUAUACCGUUCGGUUGCUGGCCCGAGGCCGGACAUGCCCUCUUUUGUCUGGAAGAUGCAUCCUUGAGGUUUGAUUGUGGUACAGUCACACCAAGUUUGACACUCAAGUUUGACACCAGGUGUUUCACAUACGUGUACAGACAGUUGUUAUCUGUGGUGCACAGAUAAUCAUUGUCCGUGCAUGUGUAUGAAACGCAUGGUGUCAAACUACAUUUACACGGAUCCCUUCUGCAUAUGCAAACUCGAUGAGAAUGAGGUUUCUGCGGUUGAAGAGCAUUAGGUGGGGGGGGGGACGUCGGGCAGGGAAGGGCAGGCCGGGCAGGGAAGAGUUUCGUUCAUGCCCCUGAAGAAUGUGGGUUGGAGACUUGGAGGGAGGGAGGAGGCUAUGGAGUUCGAAUGCCCAUUUCAUUUUGUAUUGUUAUCAUUAUUACUUGGCUAAGCUUAAGCUUAAAGUACAUCAUUUAUUAGCUAAAAUAAUAAAGAGUCAUGAGAACUAUAGACAUCAAUUAUUUCUCUUUGUAUUAUUAAGAGGCUUUUUUUCCAAGUGCAGAGACAAAAAUGUCACUCCACUGUAUUAUUCAUGAAAUUUUCUAUUUGGUAUAUAUCUUAGAAAAAUGAUACUCCAUACUUGUAAACUG